UAAUCGGGAGGAUACUAGGUUUCACUUUUAUGGUUUUAACCUUCAUAAAAACAAAAAUUUUCGGUUUUGUUUAUUUUAGAAAAACUGAUGAAAAAACCGAUGAAACCAAUCAAAUCAUAUCGUCUUAUCUCCAUGUUGAUGUAGUUGUUGUCGAGGAGAAUUUGUCUGGAGCUGCUGCUGGUGUUUAAAUUAGAGAAUUGAGACGAAAUUACAAAUAUCUCUGGCUAGAAAUACCAAUCUCAGGGUACCAGAAACACCAAUUUCAGGGUACCAGAAACACCAAUCUCAAGGUGGAAUUAUGUUACUUUGAAUGCGUAAAAGGCCUGUUGCCUGGUUAUUAUCACAUGGGUUUUGUUUUAAUGUUUUGAUUUGAUUUCCAAUAUUGUGUUUCGGCACAAUUUCUGAAUCUAGCUAAGUUUUCUUGAUCAAUAUCGUUGUUCAUGUGGUUUCUUAUAGAAUAUGUCGAUCUAAUAUUUGAAGAGGUUAAGAAUGGGUUGUUGUUAAAUCUGUAACUCGAAUGAGAAUUUUACGCCCACAAUUUGUUUGAAGAAAGUGCCGAAUGAGAAUCUCAUGUUAGAUUGUUCCAUUUUAGCUAAGACAAUAUUGGUGAACACGGACCCAAAUGAGUUUCCAGGUUUACUAAUGGUGUUGAAUGGCAAAUCAACAUCUGCUGGAGGGUACCCUUAUGGAGCUAGUGGGUAUCUUGGAGGAUAUCCUAUGGGUGGAUAUGGAGCAGUAGGUUAUGGAGGGACCCCAAUUGUGUCUCCCAAGAGUCCACUAUGGAAUAGCUCUGUGAUGGUUGGCUCUCGAAGGAGUCCAAUGCCUUUUAGAGGUCCUGCAAUGUAUCCUGGUUACUUGAAUGGGGGUUUCGUGGGAAUGCCAGGUGCUUGUCACACUAUGCUUCUCUCCUGUGAAACUGUGAGAUCUUGGUUCUGUUACAAGAGAAGGGGAGAGAAAGAGAGGACAUACAUGAGGUAUCCAAAUUGAGUUCCAAAUUAACAAAUAAAACGGAUAGAAAACUGGAAGAGCAUUUUGAGGCCAACAAAUUACUUCUUUUGUCGAUCCAUGUUGUGUCUUUAAUUUGGAUACAUUUGCAAUGUUUUUUUUUUGUUUUUUCUUC
Messenger RNA from Papaver somniferum (opium poppy), 1120 nucleotides. RefSeq lists its product as uncharacterized. Lineage: Eukaryota; Viridiplantae; Streptophyta; Magnoliopsida; Ranunculales; Papaveraceae. The transcript has 3 exons. The record is from RefSeq and is a predicted model, not a curated record. Bases 571 to 987 code for a protein of 138 amino acids.